AUGCCUACAUUUUCUUUAUUGGACUUGCAGACACCAUACCCCAGCUCAUACGGGAUGCCUUGGUCUUUUCAUAACUUGAUCGAGUUAGAUGUAAACAUAAACAGUUAUGUUAAGAAGAUUAUUCCAUCCCGUGAGUUGCUGCAACUGCAAAAGCUGGAAAAGAUAACUGUAUUCUCAUGUUGGGAGGUAGAGGAGGUAUUUGAAACUGCAGGGAGAAAUAAAAAUAGUAAUUGUAGUAGUGGUAGUGAUUUUGAUGAAUCGUCACAAACUACUACUACUACUACUACUACUCUUUUCAAUCUUCAAAACCUCAGAGAAAUGAAGUUGAAUUAUCUAUGUGGUCUGAGGUAUAUAUGGAAGAGCAAUCAAUGGACAGUAUUUGAGUUUCCAAACCUAACAAGAGUCGAUAUAUGGGGAUGUGAUAGGUUAGAACAUGUAUUUACUAGUUUCAUGGCUGGUAGUCUAUUGCAACUCCAAGAGCUUCGUAUAGAGAACUGCAAGCAUAUUGAAGAGGUAAUUGUUAAGGAUGCAAGUAGGGAUGAGAUUUAG
Molecule: messenger RNA, 549 nt
Organism: Lactuca saligna
Lineage: Eukaryota; Viridiplantae; Streptophyta; Magnoliopsida; Asterales; Asteraceae
Source: the annotation of a GenBank genome assembly